AUGACAGGAGCAACAAGCCAAAAUACGAUACAGAAGGAGGAGGAGAUUAAUAAUGAGGAUGACCCACUUGCCGGAGUGAAAGGGCUCAAGGCUAAAUUUGGAGAUAAGCUUGUUGAUUUAAGUGAUGUUCGCCUUCAUAAGCCACAUAGUGUUAUUCCAAAUAAGCAUCCAGGUUUGGGCCAAAAUACUCAUGAAACAACUAACGAUAUUGACCGGACAGCAGGCGGAUUACUAAUGACGGGAGGACACCGUCCAAGGGUUGAUAAUACUAAAACAAACUAG
Brettanomyces bruxellensis is the source of this 282-nucleotide messenger RNA. RefSeq lists its product as uncharacterized. The record is from RefSeq and is a predicted model, not a curated record. Bases 1 to 282 code for a protein of 93 amino acids. The transcript has a single exon. Lineage: Eukaryota; Fungi; Ascomycota; Pichiomycetes; Pichiales; Pichiaceae.